AUGAUGCGCUUGUCGGGCUUGGAGCUGCACUUGGCGCGGCGGAGCACCUCGGUGAUGAGAUCCACCGACGGCACGUCCUCGAGGUUCGCCGCCAUCUCUUCCCCCGCCGCCGGAACGGAAGUCGCGUGCCCUGCGGCCGGCGCGGAGGCGUCCGAGAUUCGGAAGGUGGAGCCGGUGGGUGGGUGGCAACAGGCAAUGAGAUUAGGGGGAGGGGCUGCAGGUUUGGUGCGUGCUGGUGAGAGACGACGGGAGAAACGAGGUCGUGGCGGCGGCUGGAACCUGCUGGACACGUAG
Molecule: messenger RNA, 294 nt
Organism: Triticum turgidum subsp. durum (durum wheat)
Lineage: Eukaryota; Viridiplantae; Streptophyta; Magnoliopsida; Poales; Poaceae
Source: the annotation of a GenBank genome assembly